Molecule: messenger RNA, 2139 nt
Organism: Durusdinium trenchii
Lineage: Eukaryota; Dinophyceae; Suessiales; Symbiodiniaceae
Source: the annotation of a GenBank genome assembly
AUGAGCAUGAGGGUGGAAACACUCUACGAGGUUCUUGGAACAAAUGCACAUGCUUCUGCCGCUGAAGUGAAAGCCGCCUUCAAGCGCCAAGCACUGGUGCUACAUCCUGAUAAAGGAGGCUCGAAAGAGGCCUUUCAGAGAGCACUGCGGGCAUUUGAGGUUCUUUCGGAUGAUAGCAGCAGAUCAGAGUAUGAUCAAAGGCUACAAAAGGCGAGCCGCAACCGCUGGAGCUUCCAGAAGACUGGAGCCGCUGGAGGCGAACCGAACGAGUCUGCGAGGGUCCGAGGCCAAAGGAGCCGAAGCUCCGACUCCGCCUCGCUCCCGCGGGCGCGGGCGCUCGUGCUCAGGCGGAGGCGAUCCGCGUGCGCGCUGUGCCGACCGAACCGGCCGGGUCCCGGCGAGGAGGGCUUCUGGAGCGGGGAAUGCGAAGUCGAUGGACGAAGUGAAGAUGAAGAGGAUCCAGUGGUCCGAGGAGAAGAAGAAUCUCUUGAUGAAGAAGAUCUUUGCUCUCUUGCAAAAGGUCUCCGCCAGCCGCCGUCGACACCUGUUGGAGUCAUGGACUCCACGCCAUCGCCGGGCCCUGGAGGCCUGAUGCGUGGCAUCGCCUCGUUCUACCGCAAGGGGACGGUGUUUUACCAGGUGAGCCUUUGCAUCCAGAGCCUGUGCAUGACGGCGCGGAAGGUGCGGGAGCUGGACCGGGCGGUGGACAUCUUGCUCAUGCUGAUGUCAAUCAAGCAGAAGAUGGGAGGCAUUGUGGAUCCGUCACUUUUCGUCCAGAAGAUGACUGAUGCUGUUCCUGCAGCCUUCGAGGAGUACGGAGUCACAGCAGAGGAGAUGGGUCUGCGCUUUCAGGUGAUGAUGUGUAUGCGCUUUUGGGUGCGACCACCGCUGCACACGCCGCAGCAGGCCAAGCUGGAAGAUGCUCUACAAGCGUGGUCUCGCCUCACGCGCUUCCGAUCACCUCUGGGUCAAGGCGCCGGCCGCACGGCUCCCGGCCGUGCUGCGGAAAGGGUAGGAGCACGGGGCUUUGCCCGGAUGGACCUAAAGGAGCUUGAGGACGAGCGCGACGGCCGACAGCUGGAGCGUUGGCGCGCCUUCCGAGAGGUCUAUUUGGAUAUCCUGACAGAGGGAGGGCCUUCCGACCAAAGCCGCCGCUUCAAUGCGAGUCGCCGCUUAGAUGCUUUGGCCGAGGUGGAAUGGGCGCGUUGCAGCACCGCGGCGGAGCUGUUCCGCGUCGACCUGCAGUGUUUGCUCGAGGACUCUGGCGCCCGUUGGCACGCAGCGGCGCAAAGCCUGGGCGAAGCAGCGCGGAAGGGAGAUCUCAACGUGAUGAUGGCGAAGCUGUUGGACGGAGGUGAUCCGAACGAAAGGGACCAUCUACAUCCCAAGUACACUCCCCUACACCGUGCAGCCUCCGGCGGUCACAGACAUGCAGUGCGACUGCUUCUCAAAGCAAAAGCAGAUGUGCUGAUGAGAGACCGCUUGGGUUUCAGCGCUUUACACUUUGCGGCGAAUCAAUCGGUUGGUUUGGUCUCUGACCUUGUGGAAGCCAAGUGCGAUGUGAAUGCGGCCAACCUGCAGCAGAUGACACCGUUGCACAGUGCCGCUGGAAUGGGCCGAGUGGACAUUUGUGAGUUCCUCCUGGCCGCCGGCGCCGGCGCCGGCCCGCACGGCCUCGCCACGCCCGCGGACCUCGCGCGGCGCGCGGCGGAGCGGCGGCCCGCAAGGUCCGUGGAGCAGGAGGCCUGUUUGCGGCUGGCGGAGCGGCUGGUGCAAGCGAGUGAGGCGAAAGGCUCGUGGUUUUAUGAGAGUGAACCCGUGGACUCCGGCCACUUGACCUCUGAAUGGCUUCCAUUCACCUCAACAGCCUCUGACGAGCUCGAGGCCGCACUUCUGCGUGGCGAAGAAGAGCUGGAGAUUCAGACUCCUGCGGGCUAUCGGGUCCUAGUGGAUCUGAAAUCGAAGCUCCAACGCAACACAGCUACCGGCUGCACGCGCCGCGUGCGCCGCGACACGCCGUCGCCGGCGCCGGACCCGACGCUGGAGCCGCGUGCGCCAUGGGUCCCGGCGGCGCCGGGGCACUGGGGAGGACUGGUGUCCACGGGUGCACAGAAGUGGCGCGUGACCAGCACAUCUUGA